ACGAUGGAGAUGACGCAAACCGACCCAGCUCUCCGAAAAAGUGUUUCAAGACGAACAUGGCGGCAACUUAACCGCAGUCCAAGAUGACAAUGGCCAAAGGGAGAAAGGAUUCUAAGCUUUCCGCCCAGGUACCGGACAGAGUGCGUGCAUCGACAGGGCUCGUUGCUCUCCUUUAAGUGAAUCUGCAAACCGAACGGCGGCAGACGCGCAGCAUCAGUACCGAGAGGCUCGCAACAGCUGGUCUCCCUGAGCCCCCGAAAAGAGAACAAACCCGGGGAGGGACGGUAGGGAAAGGGGGGCAUGCGGUCAAAGAGGACGCCGUUUCCCCCCGGAGAGCCAUGGAGAACCGGGAUGCGGCAGCGAGAAGCUUAAUCUGUGCGGGCGCGCUAAUUGGAUCGGAAUAGCACCGAUUGCUGCGGGCGCGAUAGAGGAGCGCCCUGGACCGGCAGAGGCACGGCACCCCACCGUUACAGAGGAGAACCAACCGGAGUCCGUCUCCCCCAAGUCAAUGAGUAUUGUGGCAGAGCAGCCCCCGCGGUGGAGUCGGCCAGGGCAGCACUUUCCUAAAAUAUGACCAGGGGUGCUUGGAUGCGUCGGCAGCAUGAUGAAGGCUUAAAAUACUGGUUUGCACCCCGAGAGAACGAGAAGCCAUUUACCGAGUCGGAGCGGGCCCAGAGAUGGCGACUGUCGCUGGCCUCUCUGCUGUUCAUCACCGUCCUGCUCUCUGAUCACUUGUGGUUCUGUGCCGAGGCGAAACUGACGCGAACCCGAGACAAGCGGUCGGGCGAGGGGCUUGCAAUUACGAACAUGGGCGAGUACCCAAACUCCCUCCACCGACACCAUAUCCCAACAUCACCUGACCCCAACCGUCUCGCCAGAGAGCAAGAUGUUAUUUUUCUAGGGAAUUCUACCAAACCUCUGUGGCGAAUGGACACCUGUCAUCCAGACAGCUGGUCCAAAGAGUGCUUUACUUUCACGGACGCGAAGACCGUGUGCCUGGGCCUCUCAGGUGGAGGGGAAAGGGGGACACCGUUGGCGUACGUGAAUCUGAGCGAUUUGUACCUUUCUUUUUGUAAUACCUACUCACUUUUGGAUUUGUUUUACGGGUUUACGAGUCCGGACGAUUUGAAUUGCACCCUGGAUAUGGGGAUGGAUCUGCUAGGAUGCAGCAAGUGUGUCCGGGCUUAUCAGCUUCUUGACCAGCAAGCGGAGGAGAAAUACCGGGAGUUUGAACUGCUGGUUGAGAAAUACGAGACGGAUGCAUACUCCGUCAGGACGUGCAUGGAGGAAUGCAAGAUGGUUUAUAAGCCCUGGCUGUGUUCUCAGUACUUCCAGACCACCCAGAUGCACUGCAGUAAGCGAAUCCCCUGUGGUCAGUACUGCCUGGAGGUGCAGCAGCGGUGCCCCUUCGUCCUGCCCGACAAUGAUGAUCUCAUUCAUGGAGGCAGCCCCAGUUUUAUAUGCACAGGGCUGCUGGAGGACUAUCCAUCAGGUGUUGACCCGAAUGCAGAGUGCUGCGACGUGCGGUGGGACUUGAAAGUGGACAACUGUUCCCGGGGGACGCUGAAAAGAACUCACCCGCCAUGCCAGCACCGUACCUCCCUCAGCUCAUCGGCAGCCUGCAGACUGUGUAACAGCCGGCUCAAACUCUGCCUGCUGGUUCUCGUCCUCCUACACACUGUUGCCAGCCUCACUGCAUCCCACAAUGCAACAGGACUGGGCCUCCCCGCCAUCACACCUCUGGAGGAGAGCCCUGCCAACGAGGAGUGAUAGAGCUGCCAGGAGGAGGUGAGGUUGUUGGGGUGGGGGAAUCCCUCACCAUGGCAACCGAUGUGGAAAAAUACAGCCACAGUUGUGCGAACAGCUGGAGCUGUGUGCCUGUGGACAUUCUGCAACGCUUUCUGGCAAAUGUGGGACGCUUUGAGACGAAAGACAUACAAAUCAAUCAAAACAAAUAAAUAAGAAAACAAACAGACAUACUAAGGGACUCAACCAGUCCCUUACAUAGAAAGGGGACAAUGCCACAGCCUUUGUUGAGUGGGAAGGCUGAGUUCCCCACGGCUGAGUUUCUCUCACUACGCUUUUUUACACUGUGUUCCAAUUAUUGGUUUCUGUUGCACUGGCUGACUAAGGAAUAACACAAUCAUAUUCUCUUUCUAAUGUUCAUCCUUUGUGUUUUUUUCUGGUUCUCUCAUACAGGAAGAAAAUGUAUUCUCUAAAUAAGACAGAUAAUGUGUUAAAAUAAUAAUUAGCUGCAAGUUUGUUUGCGAUUGAUGUGUUUAUAGAUUUACUGCGUGUGUGCGAGUAUGCGUGGGCGUGUGUGCGCUUGUUUGUCUCUACACGUAUGCAUGUGUGUGCAUAAGAGGAUGAGUGUGUGUUGCUGACACGUACCCUAAAAGUCUAGAUAAAAGGCUGAUGCAGCAAUGAUGUCCCCCCCCUCCCCCCUUCUUCAGAUGUCACUUAGCUCUGCUGUGCUGGUUUGUUGACAACAAUCACAUUAAAACUCCACUGGGCUUUGAAUGUAGUCCUGAUGUCUAUAAUAAGCUCUGUGUUUAACACAGGUUUACAGGUUUACACUUUGUAUUGUGAGAUAAUAUUUACCUAUUAACACUGUUUUAAAGGAUCAAAACAAUCAUCAGUGAAAAGCUGUAAAACACAUCAGGACCAAAUAUGAUGAAUUCCUCCAAUGUAACAAUUGAGCGUGUGCAGAUAGUUUUCCUGUGCAGUGAAAGAUUAUUUAAAAUGUUGAGUGCAGUCACUUUUAGUUUUUUAGGCCAAAUAAAAUAAUCUGGUUUGUCAUUUGACUAAUUUUAGUGACGUUCCAGAUCUCAGCAGUAACUUUGCUUAGCUUUGCUUGCUUAUGUUAUCAUAAUCAAUAAACCUGAUGGCCAAAACUAUACAAGUAAGAUCCAAGCUGUAUUAAACUAAAAUGAUCAUUACAGUUUCAGGCUAACACUUCUAGGGC
Molecule: messenger RNA, 2965 nt
Organism: Cottoperca gobio
Lineage: Eukaryota; Metazoa; Chordata; Actinopteri; Perciformes; Bovichtidae
Gene: nalf1b
Product: NALCN channel auxiliary factor 1b
Exons: 3
Coding region: 571-1770 (399 amino acids)
Biological process (GO): calcium ion import across plasma membrane
Cellular component (GO): plasma membrane
Molecular function (GO): stretch-activated, monoatomic cation-selective, calcium channel activity
Source: RefSeq, a predicted model, not a curated record